Molecule: messenger RNA, 2506 nt
Organism: Oncorhynchus keta (chum salmon)
Lineage: Eukaryota; Metazoa; Chordata; Actinopteri; Salmoniformes; Salmonidae
Product: ras-related protein Ral-B-like
Exons: 5
Coding region: 221-847 (208 amino acids)
Biological process (GO): Ras protein signal transduction
Cellular component (GO): plasma membrane
Molecular function (GO): GTPase activity; GTP binding; GDP binding
Source: RefSeq, a predicted model, not a curated record
UCUUCCUCCGUGCACGUCCGGAAGGUGGGGUUUUGUGUUGUUGCGGACAGUUAGUCAUUCUGUGUUAAAUCAGUGGUACUUAGCAGCCCUAUGCCUCGGUAUGCACCAUUAACGCGCUUAUCAAGAUAGCAGCAAGAAAGGGGAGAGGCCUGCUUUGGUGGUGUCAGUGAGUGUUUUGAGCAUAGUGACAGAGUGUGUGUGUGUGAGACAGAGACCAGUGAUGGCUGCCAGUAAGAAUAAGACCCAGAGUUCUCUGGCCCUGCACAAGGUCAUCAUGGUAGGCAGUGGUGGUGUGGGCAAGUCUGCACUCACACUGCAGUUCAUGUACGACGAGUUCGUAGAGGACUACGAGCCCACCAAGGCAGACAGCUACAGGAAGAAGGUAGUGCUGGAUGGAGAGGAGGUCCAGAUCGAUAUCCUGGACACGGCUGGACAGGAGGACUAUGCUGCUAUCAGAGACAACUACUUCAGGAGUGGAGAGGGCUUCCUGCUAGUCUUCUCCAUCACAGAACACGAGUCUUUCACAGCCACAGCAGAGUUCAGAGAGCAGAUCCUGCGUGUGAAAGCGGAAGAGGAUAAGAUUCCUCUGUUGGUGGUGGGGAACAAGUCUGACUUGGAGGACCGCAGACAUGUGUCUGUAGACGAGGCCCGAGCCAAGGCAGAGGAGUGGGGGGUGCAGUACGUGGAGACAUCAGCCAAGACGCGAGCCAACGUCGACAAGGUAUUCUUUGACCUGAUGCGGGAGGUGCGGGGAAAGAAGAUGUCAGAAAACAAGGACAAAAACGGCAAGGGGAAGCACAAGAAUAAGAACAAGAAGAGUUUCAAAGAGCGAUGCUGUUUACUCUGAACGCAACACGGACCUUUACAACACAAAACACCACAAUCUAUCGUUACGCUGAGGAACCAACUUGACCAGAAUCACAGAGCAUCCAUCCUCACGUUGAGUUGAAAUAUGUGUCUGUUAGUAUUGAAUCUGGCCAUAUUUUUAGUGUUGUUUAUCAGGUUUGGGGUCAGAUCUAUUUAAACUGUCAAUUCCAGAAGUUAACUAAUAUUCCAAUUGCAAUUUUGCUCAUUGCUUUUUAAACAGAAAAUUGGAAUUUGGAAUUUCAGUUUACUUGUUGAAGUGAAAUGGAUUUUUUUCCCAACCCAGGUGUUUACCACAUUCUCAACCACUGAUGGUUAUUUUUUUUAAUGGAAGGUGACCACUGUUCUGUGACUUGGACUGCAAUGCAUGACCUCUUCCCUGAUAACAACAAACCAAUUACCAAACUGCCCCAAACACUAACUUCAGUCUGCUUGGAUCUUGUUCUGUCUAUCUCAAUAUGUCUGUCCUUUAAGAUCAACAGAUGGUCAUGCCAUUUAUUUUAGUCUACAACGUGCAUGGGGAUUUUAAUCUAGAAUGGGAAUGGAUCUGUGAAUGGGGAUAGGUUCAGUCAAGGACAGAAAUGUAGCGAAACUCUAUUCAAUGCUUUUCACUGAUGUCUGUUUGUGGUAUGGACAUCAGACUAAGCUUAGUUUGUUAAUGAUUUAAAAAAGUAAAUAUUUACCAGUUAGUAAAAGGGACUAGGACUGAACUUGUCACUGUUUCCUCUACAAUAGGAUAAAGCAAUUGUCAAUCAAGAAGGCUCAUCGUCUUAGGAUUCAAAGCACAUGUCAGGAAAAACUCCUGGCCCUGGUCUAAGUAGGAUGGAUGUUGAAGUGUGAAGUUGUAAUAGUUUACUAACCAGAGGUCCUGUGGUAAUGGACAGGCAGUGUUUCUGGAGACCCCUACUGGCAUUCCUUGGUAAAUACAGGAACUGGAAAUGGAACUGCCCCCACAUCCAUAAGUCCUUUCGAUAUGGGUCAGUUGGCACCAUAAGUGUUGGCACCAUAACUAUCAGCCAGUCACCUUCAGUUUUGGAUUAUUAAUAUUUGUACUUAUUUUUGGUUUUAUUCAAAUGCUUUUUUUGUAGAAAGUGCACUACAUUGUUGCCAAUACCUUAAAAAAAAUAACUGUUCAGAGUUCCCAUGCUAGAGAAUGCUAAAGCAGUUUGUGCCAUCAACACAAGGAUAACAUGAUAUCACCUACCAACUAAUCUCUAUAUAAAUAAUGUUUGUUAAUUAACUGAGUGAAUGUAUGUGCAUCAGACAACAGUUGAUACUUCUGGUUCCUUUGUGUCCGUGUGAAUGAAACCUGGGUCAUGUUAUUUGGCACCAAAUGGAAGAAAAUUGACUGAAACAGGAAGGGACUUUUUUGUUUUUGCUGAAAAACAUUGUGCCCUAAUGAACGCCACUCUGGUGAGGGACACAGUUUGUUCGCUGUUAUUGUUGGAUCAGUCACUCUGUUCUGCCCUACAACAGUAAAGUAAUAUUUCCAACAACUGUCCUAACUGUUCUGCUCUUUUAUAAAAAUGUGUGUCCUCUUCUGUUGUUUUAAAGCUAGUCUACUAUUGCUAGGUUUUUCACUGUCUUCUGAACAAAAAAAUGACUUCAAAAUGUUGCCAAAUAAAUGCUUUUUUCUUUGUAA